This is a messenger RNA of Botrytis cinerea B05.10, 2117 nucleotides long. RefSeq lists its product as hypothetical. The transcript has a single exon. The record is from RefSeq and is a predicted model, not a curated record. Bases 568 to 1524 code for a protein of 318 amino acids. Lineage: Eukaryota; Fungi; Ascomycota; Leotiomycetes; Helotiales; Sclerotiniaceae.
GCCAAAAACAUUGUAUCGCACUAAAACGAUAAUGAGCCAUAUGGUCACACAGUCUGAUCUAGUACAAGUGUUUACGGCGUUCAAAAAUCUCCCACAAAACCCCCCAUCGCGCAAAGCUCGGCACAAUGAUCUUCUCUCGGGCUCUAAAACACCAUUCGCAUCAGUGUUUUUACCCUAAAUAUUCCACCCAUAUAUAUGUAUGUUCAAGUAUAAACAUUACCAUAAGCCUUCAAGUAGAUGGCACAGUGAGUUCCUAGAAACCUAUCACGUAUGUUGCCUCUGUUGUAGCGGAGUUGCAAGUUUCAUAAUAAGUGUGAAGAAAACGUUUAUAUCAAUGCAGACUUAAGCACAAACGUUGCACACACUCUCCCUUCGAGCUCUUUGAUAGGAUUUACUUGUUUUGUCUAGCUAUGAUCGAGUUCUUUCUAUUUGCCUCUCGUGGCUCUGAGGUUGUGACUGGUGUUUCAGUGUCUUUAUGCAGAUCCAAAACAUAAUGGCGGAAGUCAAAUCUGUGUUCAAAUAGACAAUUUUGGUUGAUCGUUUUGAGAAACAUCUAGAGAACUCUUUAUGUUCAGUAGAAGUUUUCAAGCUUUUGUCCCAGAAUACAUAUGCUUGACGUCUUCCAGACAUGGAACUCGUUACUUUGGCAAUUGUCGUUACCCAUCAACUUUUCCACAGAAACAAUCUCAUCGUACAGCAUCCGAGCUCUUGAUAAUGAUCAGCGAAGAACCAGCCGCGGAAACCCAGCCGAGUCCCAAAGACGCAGCCCUGGCCCUCCCAAUUCAAGUCGUAGCCAUGGAAAAAAGCGCACCAGAGUCCAGUGAUCCAAAGUCUAAUGCACAGCCUCCUCAAUUUCAAUUACCAGAUUUUCGCGAUGAUCCCGAAAAAUCGGACAUGUUUUUGAAAGCUACACUGAAGCUUCUCCACCACAUGCUCUUUCCAUAUCACGACCAUACAAUACGUGCUUUGUCCCCAAUUCUCGAUGAAUACCUGAACAUCUGGUCUGAAAUCUGCGUCGACAAAAGCGACAUUUGUCGUUCUAAGAUGGAGAAUCUUAUCAGGUUAGAUUUGAACUUGAUGACAGCUCUUGUUGCGGUGCGAGAAAAAAGAGACGAACUUUGGCUGGAAUUUAAUGGACAUGAGGGUGAUGAGGGUGACGAGGAGAUUCCCGAUGCGCGGGAGGUUUAUUGCCCUAAUUGCGACGAGAGUAGCGAGGAAGAUGGGAGCGAUGACCUCUGUCACUGUCCCAUUCAUCCCAACACCGGCACCGAAUACCUCGCUUGUGGGAUUACAACGAAUCCAUGGAAACAGAGUCCUGCGGAUGAAGACAAGGAUUCCGCGAACAUUACUGUCGCCUGUAGUGCUCAUGGGAUGGCGACGCCUAAUAUUCCUGGGGAUAAAAACGACUGCACUUGCCCCUGUGCCACGUGUUGUGCUUCCCGUGGCCUCGACAAUGACGAUGAUAGUUAUUUCUUGCCUUCUUCAGAGUUAGAGAGCGAAGAUGAGAUACCCUGUCAAUGUUAGUUGAGUAAAGAAGAUUUCCAGUAUGAAAGGAAUGUUCCCAGCAGGGGCCUAUGUCCGACGCAGAUACAAGACAAUUAGGUUUGUUUGUUGCCUGGUAGAAAGGUUGAGAUGGAAAACUUUCUUUGUUCUGCCGAGAGUUGAAGGCUCGUUAGAAUUGUCAUGCCUCUUUAAAAUUCAUCAUUUGCAAAAUUGUGACUUUAAGUGUACUCACGUGUAAUUGAUUGAUUCAAAAAAUCCGUGUUUAGCGAUCUUGGAAGAAUAUUAUCACAGUCAUAUUGCAUUUUGUAGGGAACAAGUAAGAUCAAAUAGUGGAACUGAUUUAGCCUAUCACUUACCGUUUCUAUGUUCGUAACAAGUUGACAUCUACCAGCUCCCAAAUAGAUAGCUUACCCAAGAGAAUAAACUCAUGUUUCAAAGUAAGUUUAUCUUAGAUUCGACCAAUCAGAAGUAUCAAUAUAUCUGGAAUGCUUGCUCAUUGCUGGUAAGGCUGUUCCGUUAUUAUAAUUGAGGAAGGGUUCCAUCGGAGUAAAAGAGGAGCAAAUCGAUACGCUUUCCUGCUGACAGAGUGUUAGCUAUUGUUUCUAAAUUUCACA